AUGGUUAAAUUUAAAGCUGAACCCAGAGAUAUUGUAGUAAUUCAAGCUUACUUCCCAACAACUGAAGCAGAGGACAACGAGAUAGAAGAAAUGCACGCAGGACUCGAAGAACUCUGGAAUACGUCAAAUCCCAAAAAACCAUGGAUAAAUGAAAAGAUUCUAAGAGAUAUUGAAGAAAGAAGAAAAAGGAACAAGGGAACUAAAAAAGCGAUUUUAAGUUUAAGAACAUUAAUUGAAAAACAGAUCGAAAUUAACAAUGAUACAUUUAUGGCAUUUAUCGACUUGGAGAAGGCAUUUGACACAGUUCCCUGUAAAGAACUUUUUAGGACACUAGAAGAAAUAGGAAUUGAUUAUAGAGACGGACGAUUAAUAUACAACAUAUACAAAGAGCAAUCAGCUAUUAUAAAAGUAUCAGACAAAGAAAAAAUUGGAGUGAUAGUAGGAGGAGAAUUGGUAUCAUUUCUAAGAUUCGCCGAUGAUAUAGCUCUUGUUGCAAGCAGCGAAAAUGAUCUCAAAAGAGCGUUAGAAGAAAUAGCAAGGUGCUUCCAUAAUUAUCACCUACAGAUCAAUUGGAAUAAAACCAAGGUUAUAAUGUGUCAAAAAAAAGAAUCGUAUUCAUAG
Sipha flava (yellow sugarcane aphid) is the source of this 621-nucleotide messenger RNA. RefSeq lists its product as uncharacterized. The coding region runs from base 1 to 621 and encodes 206 amino acids. NCBI's taxonomy places the organism in Eukaryota, Metazoa, Arthropoda, Insecta, Hemiptera, Aphididae. The transcript is spliced from 4 exons. The record is from RefSeq and is a predicted model, not a curated record.